UCUCUCCUCUCCUCCUUCCCGGGCACCUACUCCGUCUACCCACCCCUCCUCCUCCUCCCCGCCCACGCCUUCGCCGCACCACCCUGGCUCGCCCUCCUCGCCGCCCUCCAAACCCACCCGCGCCGCCUUGCCCAGCUCUACGCCUCCCUCGCCGCCUCGGUCCACACAACCCACAUCGCGCUCAACGCGCCCAUCCCGCUGCAGACCGCGACGACCCACGACGCCGCCAACAUCCUCCGCAGCCCCGUCGCCCUGACCCCGCUGCACAACGCCUUCGGGCCCGCUCCGACGCCCGCAACCCAGACCGCCCCGUCCGCUGCGGACUUCGGCGACGCGUUCUGGUGCACGGCGCGCCAGAACGGCAUCGCGCAGACAUGGGCCCCGCUGUACACCAUGUUCUCGCGCGGCAACGUGGCCGAGAAGGCGCGGGUGCUGCGGCUGCCGUCUGUCCGCGGUGCCGUGGAGGAGGGGAGUUGCUCGGCCGUGGAUCUGUACGCCGGGAUCGGGUAUUUUGCGUUCAGCUACCGCAGAGCCGGGGUGGCGCGGGUGCUGUGCUGGGAGCUGAAUCCGUGGAGCGUGGAGGGGCUGGUGAGGGGGUGCGGGAUGAAUCGGUGGGGUGUGGAGAGGAUGGCGGUGGGAGGUGAGGAAGAGGAGGGGGGAAAGGAGGUUCCGGAAGCGGAGUUCUUGGUCUUUCAGGAGUCGAAUGAGCAUGCGGGUGGGAGGAUAGAGCGGUUGAGGGACAGGCUGCCGCCGGUACGGCAUGUGAAUUGCGGGUUGUUGCCGACGUCGCGGGGGAGCUGGAGGACGGCGGUUGGAGCUGUGGAUCCGGGACUUGGGGGCUGGGUGCAUUUGCAUGAGAACAUGGCGGUGGGUGAGAUGAGGGAGAAGGCGGAGGAGGUUACGAGGGAGAUUGAUCGGAUCUCGGGGGAGGAAGGCAGAGGGCGCGUGAGGUUGGAGCAUGUGGAGAAAGUGAAGACGUAUGCGCCUGGGGUUAUGCACUGCGUGUUGGAUAUUUGGAUA
Mytilinidion resinicola is the source of this 1020-nucleotide messenger RNA. RefSeq lists its product as uncharacterized. The annotation marks the transcript as partial. Gene Ontology annotation, molecular function: tRNA methyltransferase activity; S-adenosylmethionine-dependent methyltransferase activity. The record is from RefSeq and is a predicted model, not a curated record. Gene Ontology annotation, biological process: tRNA methylation; wybutosine biosynthetic process. Lineage: Eukaryota; Fungi; Ascomycota; Dothideomycetes; Mytilinidiales; Mytilinidiaceae. Gene Ontology annotation, cellular component: cytoplasm. The transcript has a single exon.